This is a messenger RNA of Conger conger (European conger), 1612 nucleotides long. Its product is annotated as sodium/hydrogen exchanger 9B2-like. Lineage: Eukaryota; Metazoa; Chordata; Actinopteri; Anguilliformes; Congridae. The record is from RefSeq and is a predicted model, not a curated record. The coding region runs from base 40 to 1509 and encodes 489 amino acids. Gene Ontology annotation, cellular component: membrane. The transcript is spliced from 11 exons. Gene Ontology annotation, biological process: proton transmembrane transport. Gene Ontology annotation, molecular function: antiporter activity.
GCUGUGUCUUCUCCCCUGUGUGACCAGUGAAUAAGGAAGAUGUGCACCUCAUGCUGCAGCAGGCUGAAGGACUCCUGCCCAGGGCCUCCCAGAGGCCUGCUGGCUGCCAUCAUUACCAAAGUGACUAUGGGUGCAGUGCUGUUCGGGGUGGUGUGGUCGAUCACAGAGAAAGAGUGUCUGCCAGGAGGGAACCUGUUUGGCAUCGUGGUGUUAUUUAUCUGUGCCGUAUGCAGUGGGAAGCUGGUGGGGCUGAUCAAGUUCCCCUCACUGCCCCCCUUCCCUCCUCUGCUUGGAAUGCUGUUGGCUGGUCUUGUGCUUCGGAAUGUCCCCUACAUCACCGAUGCGGUCUACAUUGACCAGGCGUGGUCGUCUGCUCUGAGGAACAUCGCUCUCGCCAUCAUACUGACCAGGGCUGGGCUGGGACUGGAUGGCUCUGCUCUGAAGAAACUGAAGGCGGUCUGUCUCCGGGUGGCAGUGGGACCCUGUACAAUAGAAGCCUCCACAGUGGCCGUGAUUUCUCAUUUCCUCAUGGGCCUGCCCUGGAUCUGGGGCUUCAUCCUGGGGUUUGUGCUGAGCGCUGUCUCCCCUGCUGUGGUGGUCCCCUCCAUGCUCCUCCUGCAGAAGGAUGGGUACGGGGUGGAGAAGGGCAUCCCCACCCUGCUGAUGGCUGCCGGCAGCUUCGACGACAUCCUGGCCAUUACCGGCUUCUCCACAUGCCUGGGAAUGGCCUUCUCCACAGGGUCCACCUGGUUCAACCUGGGUAAGGGGGUCUUGGAGGUGGUCGGGGGAAUGGUCGCAGGAACGGUCCUUGGGUUUUUCAUCAUAUUCUUUCCCAGUAAAGAUGAAGAAGAGCUGGUGAGGAAGCGGUCCUUCCUGCUGCUGGGCCUGUCUAUCUUUGCUGUGUUUGCGAGUCAUGUUGCUGAUUUCUCUGGUGCAGGAGGACUGUGCACUCUGGUGAUGGCCUUCAUAGCUGGAGUGGCCUGGGGAGAUUCUAAGGCUCCUGUGGCCGCGGUUGUUGGGGUGUCCUGGGACAUCUUCCAGCCCCUGCUCUUUGGGCUGAUCGGAGCUGAAAUCACAGUCACCACUCUGGACCCCAGUUCUGUUGGGCUGGGUCUGGCUGCUCUCAGUGUUGGCUUGGUUGUGCGUAUUCUUUUCACCUACUGCAUGGUGCUGUUCGCUGGGUUUAAUCUGAAGGAGAAACUGUUUAUUGCCCUUGCUUGGCUUCCGAAAGCAACUGUGCAGGCUGCCAUUGGCUCCAAGGCUCUGGACAUGGCCCGGAGUAAGGGUGACCCAGUCCUGGAGAAGUACGGCAUGAACGUGCUGACAGUGGCGGUCCUGGCCAUACUGGUGACUGCACCCAUAGGGGCCCUGGGCAUUGGCCUGGCAGGACCCAGACUGCUGCAGAAACAAGAAGAGCCUGCCUUGGAGAAGCCGCAAGGUAAAUCUGAAAUGAUUUCAGAUUUGGUGUUCAUGACAGAGGCGUCCGUAACACUGGAGAGUAAGUUGUGAUGCUGAAGCACCCAGUGAAGACCUUGCAGUGAGACACUGACAGAGACAUGGCCUGAGGGAUGAGGACCUGUGACCAUCCACACAGCUUCAUUAAACCUAUUCA